Messenger RNA from Penicillium psychrosexuale, 321 nucleotides. RefSeq lists its product as uncharacterized. Bases 1 to 321 code for a protein of 106 amino acids. Lineage: Eukaryota; Fungi; Ascomycota; Eurotiomycetes; Eurotiales; Aspergillaceae. The record is from RefSeq and is a predicted model, not a curated record. The transcript has a single exon.
AUGCCUCUUUGGGAAGAGAGAGUCCGGAAGAUUGGCCACGGGAGCAACCGGGUCAUUGAUAUUGCGGAAGCACACGAGUCGGCUCGUUGCAGCACACCUCUUCCCGGCCACAGCGUAGAUUCCGAGGAUGCACUUGGACUUUCGCCUGGGGAUGAUGUGAUAGUUACGCCAGACGAUUACGGACAGGGACAUACCACUGGACGCCUAGUGACUUUGACACCGCGAGAGGUUGCCGUUGUGCGUGAUGAUCCUCUUGUAGGACAGGUGAUCGUACACUUUCCUCGUAUUGGGUUUCGCAUCUCCCGUUCUUCGAAACCUUAG